AUGUUUUUCAGAAAUGUUUGGUGUGCGGCAGAGCUGACAAAUACUUACAGGUCAGGUGUAAUUCUACGAUUUAGAAGUGCGGCUCAAAAUGUGAGAAUUCAACACCGUAAACCUCUUCACAACUCCAGGCGCAACGGUCGAAACAAUAAUGAUCCAAACCCCCUGGAACAUCUUAAGAUUGAUUCAAGACCAUUAAAACCCAGUGCAUUGAUAAGACCAUUCUUUUUUACUGUUGGGGUUUCCUCAUUGAGUCUUGGAGCAUGUAUGAUUUGGGAAUAUGAAUCUAUCCGGUUACAUGCAACAUCUUUCCUCAGAAAAUCUGGAGCAUGGUUAAGUGUACAGCAAAAAAAGAGAUCUGAACCUGGCACUAUUCGAAAAUGGUGGAACUCACUAAGAGAUAGUGAAAAAGUAUUCUAUCCAAUACUUGCAGCUAAUGUUUUAGUUUUUGGAGCAUGGCGUGUGAGACAACUUCAACCAUUUAUGAUUAAAUACUUUUGUUCUAAUCCCUCAAGCAGUGCAAAAUGUCUUCCAAUGCUACUGUCAACAUUCAGUCACUACUCAGCAAUGCAUUUAGCUGCCAAUAUGUAUGUCCUUUAUAGCUUCAUGCCAGCUGCUGUAGCAUCCCUAGGCAAGGAGCAGUUUACGGCCAUGUAUCUUAGUGCAGGCGUCAUUAGCAGUUUCACAAGCUUCCUUUAUAAGGUGUUACUUAACCAGCCUGGCCUUAGUCUCGGAGCGUCGGGCGCAAUAAUGUCAGUUUUAGCAUAUGUAUGUGUGCAAUAUCCUGACACCAGGCUGAGUAUCAUCUUCUUGCCAAUGUAUACAUUUGCCGCUGGCACGGCCAUAAAAGUUAUAAUGAGUGUGGACCUGGCUGGUGUAGUCUUUGGUUGGAAAUUCUUUGAUCAUGCUGCUCAUCUUGGUGGUGCUUUGUUUGGAAUGUACUGGUGUCGCUGGGGUAGUGACAAUUUAUGGGGUAACAGAGACAAAUUCCUGCAGUAUUACCAUUCAAUUAGGAAAAGUGAUUCAAACAGAUAG
Arctia plantaginis is the source of this 1032-nucleotide messenger RNA. Lineage: Eukaryota; Metazoa; Arthropoda; Insecta; Lepidoptera; Erebidae. The record is from the annotation of a GenBank genome assembly.